UCACUUUGGAAAUAGACAUAGAAGGUGAAUUACAAACCUCAAGGGUUAUAUGGAAAGGAUUAAACUAAUAGUGAGAGAAGGAGUUUAUUUCCUAUAUGAGGCCCUAUAUGGAUCACCAAAGAAAAUCUUGGUAGAAGGUGCAAAUGCAGCACUAUUAGAUAUUGAUUUGGAGACUUACCCUUUUGUAAGCUCUUCAAAUUGUACUGUUGGAGGUGUUUGUACUGGUUUGGGUAUGCCCCCUCAAAAUGUAGGAGAAGUGUAUGGAGUUGUGAAAGCUUAUACAACUAGAGUUGGUACUGGUGCCUUUCCUACAGAGCACCAAGAAAAUGAAAUUGGAGAAUUAUUACCAACAUGGGGUAGAGAGUUUGGUGUAACUACUGGAAGGAAAAGAAGAUGUGGCUGGUUGGACCUCAUUUUGCUCAAAUAUACUCAUAUGAUCAAUGGAUUUAUUGCAUUGGCACUUACCAAGUUGGAUAUUUUGGACAUGUUUACGGAAAUAAAAGUUGGAGUUGCUUACAAGUUAGACAGUGAAAUCAUACCUCAUAUCCCAGCAAACCAAGAAGUCUUAAAUAAAGUUGAAGUUCAGUAUAAGACUCUCCCAGGUUGGAACACACGCAUAUCAAAUGCAAGGACAUUUAAAGAACUACCUGUUAAUGCACAAAACUAUGUUCGAUUUAUUUAA
Molecule: messenger RNA, 682 nt
Organism: Callithrix jacchus (white-tufted-ear marmoset)
Lineage: Eukaryota; Metazoa; Chordata; Mammalia; Primates; Cebidae
Source: RefSeq, a predicted model, not a curated record